CAGGCCCGGGCGGAGAUGUGAAAGGUUAGAAACGACAAUGGGGGAAGUUUGUAAAGAGAAGAACACAAACUUAUGGCUUUCAGUCAUUUGGCGAGUCUGCAACGUUUUCAUGUCUUUUUUCUUCGCUCUUGCAGCAUAUGUGCAGAUCAAUGAUCCAGACGCAGGGUUAUGGAUGGCUGGUUAUGCUGUUCCUGCACUCCUGUGUGCAUCGAUUGGCCUGAAACCUCAUGUGACAGAGACUUUGCCCUGGAGGCGUGUUGCUGACCUCCAUGUGAUGAUUUCCAGCGCUGUUGUUGCCAUGUUGGGAUGGACACUUUAUAAGGAGAGGAUCACAGAGAUCUUCCAUCAGGAGGAGGGCAGAGAAUUUUCUGGUCUCCUGCUGACAGUUGUUUGGCUUCUCCUGUGUCGCCACUCUGGAAGGGAUCCAGUCGGGAUGCUCAGAGUCUCAACAGCUGCUGCCAUCACAGUCUUCCCCUUUGUGGCCUGGCUCUACUAUCAUGUCAAUAAGGAGCUGAGAUCCAACUGGCCGUCACACUGUAAAACUGCUAUUUAGAUGUCAGCUCCUGGUCUCUUUUUGGCUGUUUAAAUAUUCCUUUUGUUGUGCACUUUGACUGAAAAUCCUGGACCAAGAAUGCUGCUGAAGUAAACCUUUUUCUAGUAUCAUCAAAUACAAACAUGACAGCUAAGGAGCAUUGACGUGGCGUAAUUAAAUAACAAGAGCAUUAAUUUUUCAUCUAAUGUUUAUCAACAGAUUGUGUUGCAUCAGUAUUACAGGCUCUGUCUUUCUCUUUAAAGUUUAAUUUAAUGUGAUUUUUUUUCUGUUUCUCUGUCAAAUUAAUUACUAUAUGUAAAUUAUGUAAAAUAUAAAA
Messenger RNA from Epinephelus fuscoguttatus (brown-marbled grouper), 869 nucleotides. It is a transcript of the gene tmem220, whose product is annotated as transmembrane protein 220. Lineage: Eukaryota; Metazoa; Chordata; Actinopteri; Perciformes; Serranidae. Bases 38 to 553 code for a protein of 171 amino acids. The transcript has 6 exons. The record is from RefSeq and is a predicted model, not a curated record.